This is a messenger RNA of Coregonus sp. 'balchen', 8227 nucleotides long. NCBI's taxonomy places the organism in Eukaryota, Metazoa, Chordata, Actinopteri, Salmoniformes, Salmonidae. The record is from the annotation of a GenBank genome assembly.
AUGAGACAGGCAGAGUACCGCGAUAGUUGCCAGUUUGGCAAUUGGAAUCCCCGAAAGAUGGCGGCGCCGCCAGAGGAGGAGAGCUUGGAGUCUCGCGUCAGUGAGUCAUACGAUGCUUUUACUGCUAUAACGACUAAAUAAGUGACCAAUUUACUUUCAGAAAACUGUGGUAGAUAAUGCGCUGUAGUUUUAGUGUUAUGUGCAUAAUUGCUGAAUGUGCAAUGGACGAUAUCCAAAGUGUUAGCUAGCGUCCUAUAACGUUAGCUAUCCAUCGCGAAGCGCUGCUAAGGUUGGAACAAAAACAGACCUCACUCCUGUAUUGUUUACGCUGAAUAAUGCCUUGACAACCACGAAUAAAGUUUAUUUUAGCUGUUCUUAAUACGCAAUUUGUUACAAAUACAACAAAGUCCGACUUUGAAACUGGUGAAUAGGACUGGCUAAGCUAACUAGCUACAUUAUCCAGUGGCUAUGUGUCAAUACUCAAAGAAAUUGGGGAGGAGUCACUUCUGCUAACGUUUGCAGCAUGUGAACAUGAAGUCUGUCUUUGUGCAUUUGGUUCUAGGGUAGAGAGAAACCCUUGAAAAUGUUGAUAAUCCCCAGGUUCUGGAAUUUGCUUUUAUUCUCCCCAGACAAAGCCACUAACCCUCUGAACAAGGAGGCGGACUGGGACAGUAUCCAGGGCUUCUGUGAACAGCUCAACAAUGAGCCUGAAGGGUAAGGAGGACCAACAUAAUGUGGAGAGCUGGUUAUAGGCUUGCUUUGUCAGUCAUUACUUCAACAUUUUUAAACAUAUGGCAAACCAUACAGGUACUCUUAUUUGAUGUGUCCCCAUGCCUCUAGUCCUCAACUGGCUACCAGACUUUUGGCCCACAAGAUCCAGUCACCCCAAGAAUGGGAGGCCAUGCAAGCACUAAUGGUGAGUAUACUGUUAUCGGGAUAAUGUAUUGGUUGACAUGCUCACUGACAACUCCAUUAGCCAGAAUAUGCUAAUUGUCAGUGAUCACACCACCAGCAGUAACAUGACAUCUAUGUGUCCCUAGGUCCUAGAGAUGUGCAUGAAGAACUGUGGGAAGAGGUUCCACAAUGAAGUGGGCAAAUUCCGCUUCCUCAACGAGCUCAUCAAGGUGGUCUCACCCAAGGUACUGUCUGGAGGGCUAUUUCUCUAGGGUCCAAUUUUAAAUCAGUCACCUUUUGACUGCAUCCCGUUUGAUUUGAACGAAACUUUCCAUACAUAUUUGCCCAUGGUAGAAGUGGUGAGAAAGUGCAUUUCUGGACCUGAAUGUCAAAACAUUCAGAAGAUAAAAAUAAAUAAAAUAUAAUGUGGUUUGACCACCCUGUUUGUAAGGUUUUAAAUGAUAUCAAACUUAACCGUUAAUCGUUUCCAGUGAUGAGGACAUGGAUGUGUCAUGAUAUCGUGGGGUAUGCAAAAUGGGUGAACUUUGAGCACCAGAAUGUUUUGACAUUUAGGUCCAAAAAGUUACUUUCUGGCCACUUCUACCAUGGGCAAAUAUGUAUGGAAAGUUUCGUUCAAAUCAAAAGGGGUGCGGACAACAAGUGAUUGAAAUCAAAUGGAAAAACCCUCUAUGUAACUCAAAACCCUUUAUUAACAAAAACAACACAGUAUUCCUCCCAUCUUAUGUAUGUUUUAAUGUUCCUAAAUCUCGUCUCCUGUGCAGUACCUGGGUACUCGGGCCCCAGAGCCAGUGAAGAAGAAGGUUCUGGAGGUGAUGUUUAGUUGGACGGUGGGGCUGCCUGACGAGCCCAAGAUAGCGGACGCCUACCAGAUGCUGAAGAAACAAGGUGAGCUUUAAUAGUGAUGCUAUACAUAGAAAGAAUACAAGGAGUGAAAUAAAAACAUUCCCUCUGUGUUGAUCCUUUUCUAUCAACUCACAUUGUUUUCAUUAUGCUGUAACAUGCUGACCAGACUGCACGCGUGCAUGUUGAUUUUUUUCCUCCCACACUAGACACGAUCAGGACAUGCAGGUUGAAAUAUCAAAACAAACUCUGAACCAACUAUAUUAACUUGGGGACAGGUUCGAAAAGCAUUAAAUAUUUAUGGCAAUUUAACUAGCUAGCUUGCUGUUGCUAGCUAAUUUGUCCUGGGAUAUAAACAUUGGGUUGUUAUUUUACCUGAAAUGCACAAGGUCCUCUACUCCAACAAUUAAUCCACAGAUAAAACGGUAAACCAAGUUCAGGCUUCCUUCAGGCUUCUUCUUCUUUGGACUUUAUAUGUCGGUUGGCAACCAACUUUAAGAUGUAUUACCACCACCAACUGGACUGGAGUGUGGACCUCAGUUCAUCUUUCAAUCACCCACGUGGUUAUAUGCUCCUAAAAACCAAUGAGGAGAUGGAAGAGGCAAGACUUGCAGCGUGUCAAGCAUCACAAAUAGAACCAAGUUCUAUUUUAGUGCCUGCCCACGCAGACGCUUGCGAGCAGUGUGGGUGCAAUGAUUGAAUAACAUGUAUGUGUACAUUUAUUUUGCAACGCACGCAACGCUUCCGGUCUGAUCAGCAUGUUACGAUAGGAUGAGGAAUAUGGGUAAAUCAUAUGAUUAUUACAGUACUGUAACUGUAUGAUAAUUUCAGGAGUUCACUCAUUUAAUUUUUUAGUUAUCUGUAAGUUCCCCUAACGUGUGCUCCUGAUAUACAGUGGAGAAAAAAAGUAUUUAGUCAGCCACCAAUUGUGCAAGUUCUCCCACUUAAAAAGAUGAGAGAGGCCUGUAAUUUUCAUCAUAGGUACACGUCAACUAUGACAGACAAAAUGAGAUUUUUUUUCUCCAGAAAAUCACAUUGUAGGAUUUUUAAUGAAUUUAUUUGCAAAUAAAUUGGAAAAUAAGUAUUUGGUCAAUAACAAACGUUUCUCAAUACUUUGUUAUAUACCCUUUGUUGGCAAUGACACAGGUCAAACGUUUUCUGUAAGUCUUCAAGGUUUUCACACACUGUUGCUGCUAUUUUGGCCCAUUCCUCCAUGCAGAUCUCCUCUAGAGCAGUGAUGUUUUGGGGCUGUCGCUGGGCAACACGGACUUUCAACUCCCUCCAAAGAUUUUCUAUGGGGUUGAGAUCUGGAGACUGGCUAGGCCACUCCAGGACCUUGAAAUGCUUCUUACGAAGCCACUCCUUCGUUGCCCGGGCGGUGUGUUUGGGAUCAUUGUCAUGCUGAAAGACCCAGCCACGUUUCAUCUUCAAUGCCCUUGCUGAUGGAAGGAGGUUUUCACUCAAAAUCUCACGAUACAUGGCCCCAUUCAUUCUUUCCUUUACACGGAUCAAUCGUCCUGGUCCCUUUGCAGAAAAACAGCCCCAAAGCAUGAUGUUUCCACCCCCAUGCUUCACAGUAGGUAUGGUGUUCUUUGGAUGCAACUCAGCAUUCUUUGUCCUCCAAACACGACGAGUUGAGUUUUUAACCAAAAAGUUAUAUUUUGGUUUCAUCUGACCAUAUGACAUUCUCCCAAUCCUCUUCUGGAUCAUCCAAAUGCACUCUAGCAAACUUCAGACGGGCCUGGACAUGUACUGGCUUAAGCAGGGGGACACGUCUGGCACUGCAGGAUUUGAGUCCCUGGUGGCGUAGUGUGUUACUGAUGGUAGGCUUUGUUACUUUGGUCCCAGCUCUCUGCAGGUCAUUCACUAGGUCCCCCCGUGUGGUUCUGGGAUUUUUGCUCACCGUUCUUGUGAUCAUUUUGACCCCACGGCGUGAGAUCUUGCGUGGAGCCCCAGAUCGAGGGAGAUUAUCAGUGGUCUUGUAUGUCUUCCAUUUCCUAAUAAUUGCUCCCACAGUUGAUUUCUUCAAACCAAGCUGCUUACCUAUUGCAGAUUCAGUCUUCCCAGCCUGGUGCAGGUCUACAAUUUUGUUUCUGGUGUCCUUUGACAGCUCUUUGGUCUUGGCCAUAGUGGAGUUUGGAGUGUGACUGUUUGAGGUUGUGGACAGGUGUCUUUUAUACUGAUAACAAGUUCAAACAGGUGCCAUUAAUACAGGUAACGAGUGGAGGACAGAGGAGCCUCUUAAAGAAGAAGUUACAGGUCUGUGAGAGCCAGAAAUCUUGCUUGUUUGUAGGUGACCAAAUACUUAUUUUCCACCAUAAUUUGCAAAUAAAUUCAUAAAAAAUCCUACAAUGUGAUUUUCUGGAUUUUCUUUUCUCAAUUUGUCUGUCAUAGUUGACGUGUACCUAUGAUGAAAAUUACAGGCCUCUCUCAUCUUUUUAAGUGGGAGAACUUGCACAAUUGGUGGCUGACUAAAUACUUUUUUUCCCCACUGUAAAUAGUAUCUUGUCCAUGCCAAUCUCACUUCUUCUUUUUAUAGUUAUGAUGCACCAACACAAGACAAAACUAUUGAAACUCCUGAGUCAUAACUAGCUGCAUCCAGAAUCUUCUGGGUUUUUUCUUUCACUUAGUCCGUCUAAGUGAGAGAGAAAAAAAAAAAACUGUUUGUGUAGUAUGAUAGAAGAUAAUUACAUAGUGCUCCAGUUAAGUGUUUUGCUCCAGGGAGUGACAGCCAGCAAUAUUUCUUAGCCUGGCUCUGAAUCCAUUGGUUGUGCUGCUUGUGUUUACAAUAACUAGUAUCUUCAUGGGGAAAACAAUGUUAUUACCAACGUGCUGGCAACCUACGGUAUAUACAAGAUGUACUAUACAGUGUAAGGAGUGCCAGUGACAGGCUGUUUAUUCAUGUGACGUGGAUGGGGUUCCCUGCUCUCUUCCAGGCAUUGUGAAGCAGGACCCGGUACUUCCUGAUGAGCCCCUCCCACCCCCUCCUCCCAGAACUAAGAGCGUCAUCUUUGAGGAUGAGGAGAAGUCCAAGGUAAAGAUGACAAUGAAGGAGCCCCUUGAGUUUUGUCAAUAGAGAUGACAUUAGCGGACAAUUUGAAUUGAUGUCAUCUUUCCAUUCUUCCACUGUAAUUUUCAUGUAUUCCCUAACGGCCUGCUCUCCCUCUUUUACCUCACUCCUCCUGUUUUUUCCUAUUUUCCUUCCUCUUCCCUUCCUUCCUGUGUAGAUGCUGUCUCGCCUUUUGAAUAGCACUCACCCUGAAGAUCUAAGAGCAGCCAACAAACUCAUUAAGGAAAUGGUGCAGGAGGUGAGUCCUACUCUGUUUACUCAUGUCUGCAUGAUUGUGUGUGGGUUUGGGUGGGUGCCAGUCAAAUGCAUAUAGGCCUAUUGCAUUCACAACUCAGUAGAUUUAUUACUCGUACGCUAAGUAAACAGCAAGCACUUUAUAUCGUCAAAGCACUUCUAAUGAUUUAUGGAUUCAAUUCUAAACUCCCUCACAAUUGUGAUCUACUAUCCCUACAACUGCUCUCAUAAUUGCACUGUAUAUGCCUGCAAUAAAACAAGAACCUAUGCAGACUUUGGAGUGCUCCAGCUUUUCUUAUCUGGGAAAAUGUUUUUAUUUUUGAUUGCAGUGUUCUGAGUCUGUGUGUGUUCUGUUGCGGUCCUCCAGGAUCAGAAGCGAAUGGAGAAGGUGUCUAAGCGUGUGAACACCAUCCAGGAGGUGAAGGAGAGUGUGGGCCUGCUGACCCAGCUACUGGGAGAGUAUAGCAAGGAGAGCAACUCCCAGAGCAACCAGGAACUCAUCAAGGUUAGCACAGAACAACACCACUAGGGUGGGUCUGUGUAGGCAGUGGGCUAUUACUAAAUGUGUUUGUGUUUGCAGGACCUAUACCAGAGCUGUGAAAAGAUGAGGCCUACUUUGUUCCGAUUGGCUAGCGACACAGAGGACAACGACGAGGCCUUGGGUGAGAAUCAUAUGUUUACAUAUAGUGUGAUCACAUCAAUAGAAAAGGUAUGAUUCAAAAUGGCUGAAGAGUGAUGCAUGCCUCUGUACGGUUUCUAGACAGUUAUAUAUGGUUAUGUGUUAUGUAGUGUUCUGUAUCGACGCAUUGCAUAGCUCACCACUGUGUGCAUCACUGUGUUAUGCCAGCUGACAUCCUGCAGGCCAACGACAGCCUGACGCAGGUCAUCAACCUGUACAGACAGCUGGUGAAGGGAGAAGAGGUGAACGGAGACACCACAGCCAUGCCAACACUACCAGGUGAGAGAGAGGACCUCUGUAGGGACAUGACCUGAACCAGCUGGCAUCUCAGAGGGGCAGACACACUGUUGUACACACCCACAACAUGUUCACACAUGCAUAGACUGAACCUCAGGACAUCCAGCAUAAUCAACCAAGUAGUUUUUCUGUUCAUUUUCACAGAUGUGUUCCAUGUAUUCCAGGUUAGGUGGUUAGUUCUGUGGUUUCAAAACAUUUGCUCACAAAGACUGAUGUGUUUGAUCUCUCCUAUCUCUCCACAGGAAGUAGUACAGCCCUCCUAGACCUGACAGGGUUGGACACCUCGCCCACCGGACUGCCGUCCUACCCAGACACCCCCUCACUACAGACCCCGUCACAAGAACUGGGUAUCAGCCUGCUAGAUGAUGAGCUCAUGUCACUAGGUAAGCAGUAGGUUUAAAUGUCAUUUCUCUAGCUUGUUUACUCUCUUAUUAAAUUGCCCAAUUAUUUUCCAACUUGUCAUGACUCGUCUAACUGUGGUUAUGCAUCAUGUUCUCUCCCGGUUCGUGUUGACACCUCUUUCUGUUGUUGUUUUCACUCAGGACUCAAUGACGUAACGCCCAACUCUACCCCCACUCCUCAGUCAGGAGACUGGAACUCCUUUCAGGUGAGAGAGAGUUGUCAGCGUAUGACACAUACGCAAAAGCACACACAAUUUCCCUAACCCGUUGUUUUUCUGCGCAGUGUUCUGACAGUGUAGAGCCAGUCGUCCCAGCGGUGCCUACUGCAGCAGUGUUACUACCGGCCGUGACCCCUAACCCCCAGGCUCCGUCAGGGGGGCCCCCCGCCGCUCCCUCUAAAGCCCUGGAUGAGUUAGACCUGCUGGGCAAGACCCUUCUGCAGCAGGCCCUACCCCCGGGGACCCAGCACGUCAAUUGGUAAACACUGCAGGCCAGAGGGCAGCUGCUAAUCUGUCACACAAACAAUCUGUAUUUUCUUAAAAAAGCUGACCCCUUUCUCUCUCUCCCUCACAGGGAUAAGCUGCAGCCUCAGUCCAGACCCACCCUGCGAGACCUCCAGACCAAGUCCAGUACCAACACUACUAGCACCACCACCCCCAGCCCCAUCCUGGCCUUGCCCUCGGAGCAGCCUGGGUCUCUCCUAGACUCCCUGCCCAGCCUUGGGCCUCCUGCCCCAGCCCCCCAGAAUGAUAUCUCCCUAGCUAACGUGACUGUGCCUCUGGAAUCAAUCAAGCCCAGUAAGCCAAUUGUCUGAUCAAUCUGUAUUAUUGUAUGGUUGUUUUGAACAUUAGCAAGAAAAAUACCUACUCAGCCUCCAAAUAUAUAACUAUAACAUACCCAGCCAUUACCUGUGUCUCAACAUGCCUCCAGACAUGGUGAUGGCUGGGUAUGAGCUAACCCUAACCCUCUGUCUGUCCUCUAGGCAGCUUGUUACCAGUGACUGUAUUUGACAAGCACAGUUUGCGGGUGCUGUUCCACUUUGCCCGUGACUCUCCUCCCUCUCGGCCUGACGUGCUGGUAGUGAUCAUCUCCAUGUUGUCGUCCGCCCCCAUACCAGUCACCAACAUCCGCUUCCAGUCUGCAGUACCCAAGGUAGGUCCUGUCUCAUUCCUGUCUCUCGAUCACCGCUCUCUCUCUCGCACUCUCUCUCUCAUUUUUCUCUUCUACCUCUGUAAUCAUUUGUUUGUCCCUCAUUUCUCCUCCGUCUGAUUAGAUGGUUGUGUUCUGUGGUAAGCUAUGUGGACUGUGUUGUGACUGUAGUUUAAGUGUAAUGUGUUUCCUCCUCUGUCUGUUUCUAGGUGAUGAAGGUGAAGCUACAGCCUCCUUCAGGCACUGAGCUUCCAGCCUUCAACCCCAUCCUACCCCCCGCCGCCAUUACACAGGUCCUACUGCUGGCCAAUCCUCACAAGGUGCUACACACACACACACACACACACAGAGACUCCUCCUGCCUGCUUUCCAAGGUGUUUAACAAGCUCAUUAAAAAAAAACCUGACAAGUCAGCAUCUCGUUUGUAGCUGUGAAACGCCCUGAGGUGACAAUGAAAACGGUCACCGUGGCAACAAAACAGAACUUAAACAUGUGCAAGCAGAAAGCAUGUUCAUUUGGGACUUGUGUCCCUGUUCCUGGUGUAGCCUAAAAUGGUUCUGUUCUUUCUUUCAGGAGAUGGUCCGGUUGCGAUACAAGCUCACAUUCGACCUGGGAGAAGAAUCACACGACGAAUCCGGCGAU